Microsporum canis CBS 113480 is the source of this 1392-nucleotide messenger RNA. RefSeq names its product DUF1671 domain-containing protein. The record is from RefSeq and is a predicted model, not a curated record. The coding region runs from base 1 to 1392 and encodes 463 amino acids. NCBI's taxonomy places the organism in Eukaryota, Fungi, Ascomycota, Eurotiomycetes, Onygenales, Arthrodermataceae. The transcript is spliced from 5 exons.
AUGGACGCCACAGAAUCAUUAUCAUGCCCGUUCUGUCAUUUCACUGACACUGAUGCGUACUUUUUGACACAACACGUAGAAUUAUGUCACCCCGAAAACGGCACAUCUCCAUUUCUGGAGACAGAAGAAGAAUCAGAUAUUGAAAAUGCCAGAAAGCCCGGUUGGUGGCAUGGUGAUACGCGACUUUACACAGAUGAAGAUGCAGAGACAGACAUCAUCAAAUAUAUUGAUUGUCCCACUGGAUGCGGGGAGGCUGUGACUGAGGCUCAACUAACGAGUCAUUUGGAUUUACAUCUUGCGGAGGGACUGGCGCUAGAAGAGCUCAAGGGAAUCGAUGCGAAGGAAUCAGACAUGGAAGUACCUGGAAAUAUCGAUCCUGAGGAUUUUGAAGAUGAGGAGCUGUCGCCCAAACUGAGCAAGGCACUGGGGAAAUAUGAUGGGAAACGGCACCGCGAUGCGCCAGUCUACUCAAAAACCCCAAAGCAGAAAAAGAGAACGAAAAAUCCGGGCCAGCUCGGGACUACCGAGCUAGGGCCAUACGCUCGAGAGGCCAAGAUGCCUUCAUGGUUGCGCAAAAUGCUUGAAGAAGGCCCAGCUAUUACCCGUGAGAAUAGGAUCCUGCCGGAUGGUUCAUUACGCAAGGUUGAGAUCGUCUCAAAUGAAACAUGCGGCCUUAUCCAGGUUAUUGCUCGGCUUUGUCAACAAGAUUAUUCGGUAGAGCAAGCAUACCUCUGCAGCCCUAAUGUUAGGCAUAUAUUUAAAAUGCGCAAGGAGGGCGGAUUUUGUGGAUAUCGUAACAUCCAAAUGCUUAUCUCCUAUAUCCAGGACAGCCGUGCCGUGGGCUAUAAACAUUUCCCUAGCCGAACCCCAUCGAUAUUAAAGUUACAGGGCAUGAUUGAGCAGGCCUGGGAUAAUGGGUUCAACAGCCAUGCUAGGGUAGAGACUGGAGGAAUAAAGGGGACACGCAAGUAUAUAGGGACCCCUGAGGCUGCAGCAUUGUUCCAAAAUUUGGAGAUACCGUGUCGCCCUAAAGUCUGCACCGAGACUACGGAAGAUAAAGCUUUUGAAUCGCUUUACUUAACAGUGGCAGAGUAUUUCCUCAACCAUAAAGCUCCAGUUACUGAGAAGAAGGUCGUUCAAACGGACCUCCCUCCGAUAUAUCUACAGCAUGCCGGGCACUCGAUGACUAUUGUCGGAUUCGAAAUUCGAGAUAAUGGCAGCGUUAAUCUCCUCGUUUUCGACCCAAUGUUCAAGACAUCAGCUGCAAUUUCGCGGCUCAUAGGGACACAGUGUACUACUGCGAAGCCUGAGACGUACCUAAAGGCGUUCCGAAGAUGUAAUAGAUAUCUACGGCAGUUUGACACAUUCGAGCUGCUGAUGUAUGUUUUAUGA